This is a messenger RNA of Saitoella complicata NRRL Y-17804, 844 nucleotides long. RefSeq lists its product as uncharacterized. NCBI's taxonomy places the organism in Eukaryota, Fungi, Ascomycota, Saitoellomycetes, Saitoellales, Saitoellaceae. Gene Ontology annotation, cellular component: kinetochore. The record is from RefSeq and is a predicted model, not a curated record. The coding region runs from base 70 to 786 and encodes 238 amino acids. The transcript is spliced from 2 exons. Gene Ontology annotation, biological process: kinetochore assembly.
GAAUGAUCGAAAUCAUCUCCAGUUCGCUGCUUUCACCUUACGAUCUCCUUUCAGAGACAGCCAGCCACGAUGUCUACUCUUGAUUCGAUUACCAAUGUCUGUCAUGAGAUUUUGCCGAGCGUGGCGAGCUACACAGUUGGUUUCGCACAUUUCCGUCCGGAAUCUGAAGGGGGGUUCUCGGAGAAGGAGCGCGUUGUUCUCGAGUUGCUUGAACGACUUGAUUCGCUUCGUGAAGAGGCGCGAGCAUUGGUUUCCGCUGAUUCACAAACACAAGAUACCGAGACCGCUGAAUCCGAAGCAGCAACGAGUCUCUUCCCUCACCUCGUCGCAACCCAAACCACAAUCGCAAACCCGAUCCUACGUGCAAUCCACUCUCCAUCGAACCCCGCCCUCCGCACCGCCUCCACCUCCUCCACCAAAGCACAAGCAACACCACAAGACACCGCCCUUCUCUCCCUCCUCCAACACCGCGACCGCGUGGGUUCGACCUUGCUGCACACAAUCAACACACAAAGGGAUCUUACCAACGAGCUCUCCGCCCUCGAACUCCGCUCCCUCGCCCAACUAUCCCAAAACCGCACACUCGUCGCACGAAUCCACGACCUCACCUCUCAACAAAACCACAACGAAGAUGACGCAGAAGGAGAUAGGGAGUUGAGGAGUGCGAGUGAGAGGGUUGGGGUUGUGAGGAGUGCGCUUAGGGGGUUGGUGCUUGAGAGUGGGGUGGAUUGGGUUGGGGAGGAGGGGUUGAGGGGGGUUAUGUUGGGGAUUGAGGAGGAUGAGUGAAGGAACAUAAUUGCUGCCAUAUACCUUGAAUACCUGAUAAAUGAGAUGAUCUCCCCAC